CUUUACAAGAUGGUCAACCAACUGCGGUUAAGCUCUGUGGGCGAAUUAGUUCCACAUCCAACAAUGAAAACCCCAGAACUGAACAAAGAGACCGCACUAGGAAAGGGUCUUUUUGUCUGCUUGGGGCCAACCCCUGGUGCUAUUAACGCUAGACUUUCGGUCAAUUCUGACGAACCACCUUUGCCUGAGCUUGAGGCUGGCUGCUUUUUUAUUUUUUUCAAGAUUUGACUUGAGCUAUCCAUCGUUCAACGGAGAAAUCGUACAACACAAGUAAACAAGAUCAACACGAUGCACGGGACCCAUGAUGAUACUGCUUCAGCCGAACGAACUGACGAAACUCCCCAUGAGGGCACUGCGCUCUUAAGCAAGUCCCAGCAUCAUCGUUAUACAGAAGGAUUGGAACUUGAAGAUGAGGACCUAGAUGCCAAUGAGUCCGACCUCCUCUUGGCUCGGACAGCCUCCCACUCCGAGGCUUCGGGACUGGCGCCUCAGUCCCUAGAGUCAUCGAUGCUUAGAGGGCGUCGGUACUCCAAGGGCUCAGGACGCUGUCCGUCCACCACCCGCGGCUCUGAGGAUCUUGAAGCCGUAGCGGAAUCCAGCAGUAGCAGCAGAACCGACGUCGAGGCAGCGCUCGCAGGACAGUACUCGCCUCGAGAAUACCUCAUCGACACCAACCGGCGGCAGUUUUGGCUCAUCUUCGCCAGCAUUAUGAGCACCUUUUUUAUUGCCUGCUUUGAUGGGACCAUUAUGGCUUCAUCGCACCCUGUUAUCACGUCGUAUUUCCACAGCUCCAACAGCGCCUCAUGGCUCUCGACCGCAUUCCUGUUGACGAGUACAUCGGUUCAGCCCAUGGUCGGACGGUUCAGCGACACGAUUGGGCGCAAGUCGCCCUACUUGGUGACCAUGGGGAUUUUUGCGGCCGCGACAGCGUGGUGCGCGCUUGCGCAGAGCAUGACAAGUUUUAUCAUUGCGCGGGCUGUUUGUGGCUUGGGUGCAGGGGGCAUGAUGUCGCUCGGUAGCAUCAUCAUCAGCGACUUAGUAGACAUAUCUCGCCGCGGAACGUACCAGAGUUAUGCUAAUGUGGUGUAUGGGCUCGCAUCGGCUUCCGGGGCGGCAUUUGGAGGUCUCAUGGCCGAUACCCUGGGUUGGAGAUGGGAGUUUGGCGUCCAGGUUUUCCCGCUGCUCAUCUCGCUCGUUAUAUGUGUUUUUACCAUUCCGAAGGACCUGGGUUUGUACGUUGAUCGGGAGAGCUUCUUCCAGGCUAUGAAAGCGUUUGACUUUAGCGGUUCUGGUUGCUUGACUAUGUCGACGACGUUCUUGAUAUUGGGUCUCAAUCUUGGAGGAAACGUAUUACCUUGGUCCCAUCCCUUCAUCAUCGCCUCGUUAGUUGUCUCCGCCAUCUUCUUUCCAAUGUUUCUGUACGCAGAAAGUCUGGCGAAGCGCCCCAUCAUGCCCCUUCAUCUUCUCUGGCACUCACCGCGCGCCAAUAUCAUAAUGUCAAAUUUUAUCGCCUCCUUCCUCCUCAACGCAAUUCUCUUCAACAUCCCCCUCUUCUUCCAAGCCGUGCUCCUCACAACCGCCACCGAGUCCGGCCUCCUCCUCGUGGUGCCCUCGACCGUCUCCUCCGUCAUCGGCACCCUAACCGGCUUACUCAUCACUUGGACCCGACGCUUGAAAUGGCCCCUUUGGCUCGGCAGCCUCUUGUACCUCUUUGGCAUCAUUGUCCUAGCGGGCAUGCGGCGCGGCUGGCCCAUCUGGGCGUACCUGCUAUGCCUCGUGCCCUCGUCCAUGGGGCAGGGAUUUCAGUUCCCUGGUACAUUCAUCGCGGUGCUCGCCGUGUCGGAGCAAGAGGAGCAAGCGGUCGUCACGAGUACGCUGGCUCUAUGGCGCGCCCUAGGCAGCGUGCUGGGGAUCGCGUGUAGUAGUUUGGUCGUACAGAAUGCGCUGUUGGUGUAUUUGGAUGCUUAUGUUCAGCUUGACCCCGCCGACGGACGGAACGGGGAGUGGAAGAAGGGUAUCAUUGAGAAGGUUAGGAGUAGUGUGGAAGUAGUGGCAGGGCUGGAGAGUAACGUCAGGGAACAGGUUGUGUUGAGCUAUGAGGCGGCCAUCCGGCUGACUUUCUGGUGCUGUGUUGGAUUUGCAGUGGUGAGUGUUUUGUUGAUUGCGCCUGUUAAGUUGCCGAGACUUGGAGCCAGGAAAUGAUGGCGCCACUGAUAAAAGUAGGAGAAAGGACAAGAAUGGACGUUAUGGAUGAGUGGUAUAUGUAAGGAUUGCUUAAGGAUUGAACGAGAACCAAAUUGAUACCCCUCUCGGCAAAUACACAAUAAUCAGACUGCU
Pseudomassariella vexata is the source of this 2337-nucleotide messenger RNA. RefSeq names its product major facilitator superfamily domain-containing protein. Bases 289 to 2202 code for a protein of 637 amino acids. The record is from RefSeq and is a predicted model, not a curated record. Gene Ontology annotation, molecular function: basic amino acid transmembrane transporter activity. The transcript is spliced from 5 exons. Gene Ontology annotation, cellular component: fungal-type vacuole membrane. Gene Ontology annotation, biological process: transmembrane transport; basic amino acid transport. NCBI's taxonomy places the organism in Eukaryota, Fungi, Ascomycota, Sordariomycetes, Amphisphaeriales, Pseudomassariaceae.